This is a messenger RNA of Aspergillus luchuensis, 309 nucleotides long. RefSeq lists its product as uncharacterized. Lineage: Eukaryota; Fungi; Ascomycota; Eurotiomycetes; Eurotiales; Aspergillaceae. The record is from RefSeq and is a predicted model, not a curated record. The transcript has a single exon. The coding region runs from base 1 to 309 and encodes 102 amino acids.
AUGAUCCCAUUCCCACCAUCCACCGACGAACUCGAUAUGACCCACAGCCGGGCGUCUACAACGACGGGUUCAAAGAACCGUCGAAGUCAAAAUUCCCGUAGGGCACUCAUGAGAGAUGCGAUGCCAAGAGGCCAAGGAAGACAGCACGUCUGUAGGCUCACAACUCAACCCACCCCACAUUACAUUCUGUAUGGCCUGUUUGGAUGGAGGACAAAGUCAUACGGAAAUGGUGCAGAUGCGGGUGGUUGGUUUGACUACAAAAGUGAAGGAGGCCCGCUGUCGGCAUCUUCUCUUGGUGAUUACCGUUAA